Python bivittatus (Burmese python) is the source of this 2275-nucleotide messenger RNA. It is a transcript of the gene SLC25A20, whose product is annotated as solute carrier family 25 member 20. Gene Ontology annotation, cellular component: mitochondrial envelope. NCBI's taxonomy places the organism in Eukaryota, Metazoa, Chordata, Lepidosauria, Squamata, Pythonidae. Gene Ontology annotation, molecular function: O-acyl-L-carnitine transmembrane transporter activity. Gene Ontology annotation, biological process: carnitine transmembrane transport; mitochondrial transport. The record is from RefSeq and is a predicted model, not a curated record.
UUUUCCGCCUGGUUGGGGAGGGAAAGGCAGGGUAAAGGUUGCUUCGAGAGGCGAGCAAAAAGCAGGGAGGGUUGCGCCGAUCCGAAGCAGUCAUGGCGGAACAGCCUAAGCCCUCUCAGGCGCCUAUCAGCCCCAUAAAGAACUUCUUUGCGGGUGGUUUCGGAGGCGUCUGCUUGGUCUUCGUGGGACACCCACUGGAUACCAUCAAGGUCAGACUACAAACUCAACCGAAACCUGUACCGGGACAGCCUCUUCUUUACUCUGGGACCUUUGACUGUUUCAGAAAGACUCUUAUUAAAGAGGGCUUCCGUGGCUUGUAUAAGGGGAUGGCAGCCCCCAUUGUGGGUGUGACCCCCAUGUUUGCUGUGUGCUUCUUUGGAUUUGGCUUGGGCAAAAAACUGCAACAGAAGACACCAGAUGAUAUCUUGACAUAUCCUCAACUGUUUGCAGCAGGAAUGUUAUCAGGGGUGUUUACCACUGCCAUUAUGGCACCAGGAGAGAGGAUCAAGUGCCUGCUACAGAUCCAAGCAAGCUCUGGUGAAAAAAAAUAUGCGGGACCCUUGGACUGUGCCAAACAACUAUAUCGUGAAGCUGGCAUUCGAGGCGUGUACAAAGGAACAGUGCUUACCCUCAUGAGAGAUGUUCCAGCCAGUGGGAUGUACUUCAUGACCUAUGAAUGGCUGAAAAACAUUUUGACACCUCAAGGGCAGAGUGUCAGUGACCUCAGCGUACCUAGUAUACUCUUUGCUGGAGGCAUGGCGGGGAUCUUCAACUGGGCUGUUGGAAUCCCUCCUGACGUAUUGAAGUCGCGAUUCCAGACAGCUCCUCCCGGGAAGUAUCCAAAUGGCUUCCGAGAUGUACUGCGAGAGCUUAUUCGAGAGGAGGGAGUGAUGUCUCUGUACAAGGGAUUCACCGCUGUGAUGAUCAGAGCCUUUCCUGCCAAUGCAGCAUGCUUCCUUGGCUUUGAAGUUGCCAUGAAGUUUCUUAACUGGCUUGCACCAAAUUUUUGAUGACCGAUAAGUAUGUUCCUAAAGGAACCCGAGGACAAGAAAAAGAACUGCAGUAAUUGCAUUGGAGGAGAAAAUCGGAAUUAUGAAAUAAGCUAUAAAAUGACUCGUUUUCUAUUAAUCUUUUUGCCUUAUACUUUCUGGGUGGUGCCCUUUUGCCAUGUGGAAUCUUGAGCCAAAUCUCCUUCUGUGGAGAAAUUCAAGAGGAAUUCACAAUAACACACCUGCCUUUUCAAUGCAAAAGUACCAAAGUGGUUAUGCUGUUGAUAGAAGACCUUACUGCUGUUAACAGGUAUCAAUUUUUAAUUUUUCCCCUCAUUUUCCUCUGGUGAAUAAAGGAAAAUGAUUUUAAUUUCCCUUUUUAUAUUAGUAAAGAAAUGCAUUGCUGGUUAUUGUACCAAGGACAUUCCAAGAAGCCAUGGGCUGUUUGGAACUAGCCAUAUUGCACUUAAUUCUCAGGACAGAGUUUAAUUAAUAGAUUAUUUGAUUGCACUUACAGGUAUUUGGUACUGUUUGCCAUGGUUUCCUGUUAGUUGCUGUGGAAUGGUAGGAAUAUCCGAACACUUUUGUACUUCUGUGCAAGACUUAUUCGUUGUAGUAACUCUUGCAUACAAUACAGUACAGUUGUAGCAUGUUUUGACCAUUUGAGCCUCCAUUUACUGCCUUGAGGUCUCUGACCCAAAGUCCAUAGCAUGGAAUUGCUGCUUUGAAGUAAUUAAUGUAAAAAGAAAGGCAACUGGAAGAAUAAUGCAAAAAUUGAAGAGCCCUGAAGUCACCAAAUAUAUACAUAAGUAAUAAAUUAGUGAAGGCCUGUUAUGUGUAUGAUGAAAACUCAAAUAAGUGAAGAGCAAAACUGUGGGGUAAAUUACAACCACUUUUGCUGGAGUGGGCAGUCAGCAUAAAAAUACCUUUCUCUAAAUUCAACUUUGGUCCUUUUUGGGUAACUAAUAAUAUUUUGGGAGGCAGCUUCACAAGAACUGGACAAUCUUCUUGUAUGUGGCAUACCAGAUUAUGAAUUUUGGUAUUCCUGGUACCUAGAAAUGUAUAACAAUGGUUUCAAAGCAAUUUGUGUUCCACCCUAGCAAGCUUCUAAAGUUGAAGGAGCCUGCAAUAGAAUAACUAACUACAGUGCCAUUCUGUUUUUAAUGUCCUCUCUAACACUCAUAUAUGGGUUUUUAAGUACAUCCCAUGUACAAAGAGAAGAUACAGUAUUUACAAAAUGUCUCAUUGGAACAUGUUUAGGAUUCAAUAAAAGUUGUGUAUUGGUA